AUGGCGACCACGUCGCCGCCGUGCUCUGGUGACUGUGGUGGUGCUGUAGCUUUCGCCGAGGAACUCAUGCAAAGUCCGUCACGAGGCUCGGAUAUUAGUGCUUUCAUUUCCUCUGCCCCCGUUAGCGACCCUUCUCAAAGCAUCAUUGCUUUUCUUUCCGAGUCCCUCGUUCUAGACUGCUGCCUGAUGGUUCGCUCUCGGGUAGGAAUACCUACACAUUCGGCCGAUGACUCGGAAAACUUUGAUAGUGAAGGACGGUCCAUUGCAGGAAGCAUAGGACUACAACACAGGAGCUAUACCGGUAGACCUCAGAAAUAUAUCGAGCCGUGA
Messenger RNA from Penicillium cataractarum, 330 nucleotides. RefSeq lists its product as uncharacterized. Lineage: Eukaryota; Fungi; Ascomycota; Eurotiomycetes; Eurotiales; Aspergillaceae. The transcript has a single exon. The coding region runs from base 1 to 330 and encodes 109 amino acids. The record is from RefSeq and is a predicted model, not a curated record.